AUGCCUGUCAAAAACCCUUAUGCCGCCGUCCCAAGCCUUCUCGUCCGGCCAGGACUGAAGACUCGUCGAUCACGAGCACCAGAUAAGAUCCUGUCAGAGGAUCAGAUAAUGGAGUGGAAGGAUCUUGCCAUGCUUAUACGAGCAGAUUCUACUGCCGCCUUUGGGUCUCCGCCCCCUGUCGAUUUCACCGCGGCAGUAGUGGAAGAGAAGUAUGUAGUUGCUACGAAAGCCGGUGUUGCUGCCCGGGUCAAUGCCCAGAUAUUAGACCCUUUAUGCCGACUAUUCGAAGCCAACAAGUGCACACUCCGAUUCGCUGAUCGCGCAACGGGGCAAGACGCAAUCAAGGGAUUUGAGCCCGACUGCACAUUACAGAUCACGGCCGAGGAUGGUAAAUGCAAGGCACCAGGGGAGUUCAAAACCCCCUGGUCUACGGACCUUUUUAUUCCCGAUCCGGAUGACAAGCGCAGAUUUCUUGGAGUGUACAUCUGGUUACUUGGCUACCCACCCCAAUCAAUGUGCCACUCAACCUGCGACGCCGACAACUCCCCCCGCCAGAAGUGGUUCGAGAUUGCCACCCAGGUCCUGUACGCUCACAACUACCUCCCGGGCCUCAUGGCUGCAAUCUGUAGAUCUUUGGACAUGUACCUGUGGGGUCGCUGGCGACUGGGCGGCUCGCUCCGCACGCGCCAGAGAGCGUUCGCCACUCUCGCCUGGAUCCAUGAUUGCUGGUUCAGGCUCGAUGACCAAGCCUCCUCCAUUGCCAGCGACUUGGUGGAUGUAGAUGAGGAGAAGCAGCAGCAGCAGCAGGUCGAGAAGGAAAGAGAAGCACUGGUACCAAGGGCACCACCGACCCCGAUGUAUAAGCUGGAUCUGGUGGUCUGGAGCUAUAUUCUCGGUUCCGUCUUGAAUGUGGGCCUCGCGGUCUGCAUGUGGGAGCUGAAUCGAUCGACCGACCCUACUGGCUCCCAGGCUAUUUGGCAUUUCUUGCGGGCGUCGUGA
Molecule: messenger RNA, 999 nt
Organism: Aspergillus aculeatus ATCC 16872
Lineage: Eukaryota; Fungi; Ascomycota; Eurotiomycetes; Eurotiales; Aspergillaceae
Exons: 2
Coding region: 1-999 (332 amino acids)
Source: RefSeq, a predicted model, not a curated record